CCGAACGACCUUGGCUUUUACCAUCAUCUCUCGAGGCCCAUGGGCCUUCAACUUCCCCCACAUGUGGUCAGAUUACUGGUAGUGCUGUUUUUCAUCGCAGCCGUUUUGGCCCAAGAUGACGAUGGAACCAUCGACAACCCAGACACAUUUCUGAACGCCACAUUGGCGGCUGCAUACGACCAGGACCCAUAUCUGAAAUACCGACCGGCGUUUGCUCGCUCUCUCCCGGUUCAAAUCCUCCUCACCGGCGUCGUUUUGACCCUUGUUGCCGUUCUCCUCAUCCAUCUCAUCUUCACCGCCCAAUACCACUGGCCGCUUGCCCCAGUGAACUAUGUCCUUCAACUCUCGGGGGUCAGCACGCUGCUCAUCUCGCUCGUGGCCACGCUACAUGUCGUGCUGUCGGCGACGAUGAACGAGAGUCAACAUUGGCCCUAUAUGCUUAGUUAUAUUGCCGUCAACGUCCCUCCCUCAGAUUCAGAUACGGAAAGGAACGGGUGGAGCUUAGCGGAGAAGGCGACGUGGUUUGUUAUGAAUGCAUCGACUUCUGGGCUCAUCCAGAUUACACACAUUCAAUUCCUCACCCUACUCUACCCAUCGCGGAUAGAAGGGCGGUUAAUAUUUGCUCUCUUGGGCCCGCUCGCCAUUGUUGCUGCUAUUAUGCAGCUUAUACCGAUCGGAAACGACUCUAAAAACCUCACUUCCUAUGCUUCCGCUGUCCGAAACGUCUGCAAUGCGACUCUUUCGCUUCUUUUCACUGCAGCACUCUUCAUCUGGGGGUUGUGUAUCAAACGAAAGGACGCCUGGAGAACGGAUGGUGGAACAGCCGCAUUUGGAUGUGGGGCGCUUGCGCUAGCACUUGUCAGCACUGCGUUGAACUUCUUAUACGUUCCACGUGAGGAGGAGUACAUGUGGCUUCCGGGCCUCAUGUGGGCAGUGGUGCUUUGGCAGAGUUUCUUGGGCUGGUGGUGGUGGGUUGGCGCUGGAUCGGAGCUGUUUUUGGACGAGGAAGAGCUUGCUCGAAUAGCGCGAAGAGCAGAGAAACGGGCGGCGCGUAAACAGGAGGCGCGUCAGCGAAGAUUGGAGACGAAAGCUCGGGCUAAAGUGGUGUUGCGAGGUGUUGCAGGCGCAUUUGGCGGUGGUAUGAGAAAUCGACGGCCGAGCGAUCCAGAUUCGAAUUCUCCUCCACCAUCGCCAACGCACCCACCGUCAACAUCAUCUUCAACGAUCUCAUCGACAACCUCAGUCUCGCCACUUCCCGCGUACUUUCCGAGUAUCAUGCAUCAAUGGUAUACGUCUCUACGGCGUGCCCACGUUGAUGCCGCUCGACAACAGGCUGUGGAACGCGUUGAGCGAAUACGAGAACUGAAAGGGACAGAUGGUCCAAGGAGUGGCUGGAGAUUGGGAAGCUUUGCAUGGCGGACGGACAGGAGGCUACCACCAGAUCGUCGAAAUAUGGAUGAUUUCGACGACGAUGAUGUCAGCGAAGAGAUAAGACAGCCACCUCAACCUCGAGGGGCUGGACGACCGCGUAGUGUUUGGCUUUGGGGACCUCUGGGGCAGUGGAGACUGCAAGACUCGACAGUGUAUUAA
Messenger RNA from Mycena indigotica, 1590 nucleotides. RefSeq lists its product as uncharacterized. The coding region runs from base 40 to 1590 and encodes 516 amino acids. Lineage: Eukaryota; Fungi; Basidiomycota; Agaricomycetes; Agaricales; Mycenaceae. The transcript is spliced from 4 exons. The record is from RefSeq and is a predicted model, not a curated record.